This is a messenger RNA of Melanaphis sacchari, 1820 nucleotides long. RefSeq lists its product as uncharacterized. Bases 348 to 1820 code for a protein of 490 amino acids. Gene Ontology annotation, cellular component: cytoplasm. NCBI's taxonomy places the organism in Eukaryota, Metazoa, Arthropoda, Insecta, Hemiptera, Aphididae. The record is from RefSeq and is a predicted model, not a curated record. Gene Ontology annotation, molecular function: protein binding. The transcript is spliced from 9 exons.
UUUAUUUUUAAUUUGAGACUUAGUCAAAUCACUGUUGAUUAUUAUGAGUAUAAAUUAUAUAAUAUCGCAUACCGCAAAACGACUAAACCAGUAAAACACUUACGUUUACAGUUUACAUACUAUUAAAUUUCUUGGAAUUAUUAGAAAAUAUGUUUAUUUUAAAAGUUUAUCACAGUUUGUAGUUUAAUGUUGUGUAUUUUUAAUUAAUUGUUCAUUAACAUGAUAAUACACCUCGUAAAACAUGUAAAUACAUUUUAAUACAAUUAUUUAGCUAUAUAACGACCAAUUGACAAGCUAAUUUCUCAGAAACAAAAGCUCUUUGUUUUUAAUAAUUGAGAUCAGUUUUAAUGGAAUCCGUUAAUAAGCUGAUUCGACAAUUAAAAUGCAGAGGAGAAAAUUUUGUCACUGGCCAUGAAAAAUUAACACUCAAUACAGAAAUUCUUCAUAUUAUUAUCACAAGAGUAUUAUCAUCACUUCACAAUGAUCAUAUUUUAAAUCAUCACUAUUUAUCUGAAAUUCUAAAAAAAGUUGCAAAGUUGAAAUUACUUAAAUCGUCUAAUUUUGAUCUUAAUCAGUCUAUUGAACUUUCUCCUUUUCAUAAUCUAGUUUAUUUAGAACUUUAUGAUAUAGAUAUAGAAUGGUUGAUAGGUUUAAAUUAUGAAAAAAUUGAAGUUUUAAUUAUUUAUGGUCCAUUAAAAUCUUUAGCUGUGUUGUUAAAUAAAAAAUGGACUAACCUAAAGUAUUUAGCACUUAGAGGAACCCAUCUUGGAGAAUUAGAUAGGUCAAUAUUAUUAGCCCCUUAUCUUACAUAUUUAGAAGCACCAAGAAACUUAUUAACUGAAGUCAAAAAUAUUGAAAAACUGGAAUAUUUAGACAUUUUAAAUUUAAGCAUAAAUAGGCUGACUCAAGUACCAAUAUUAACUGAUUAUGGAGCUAUAAAUUUAACUGUAUUAAUACUGAGUUAUAAUUGCAUUAACAAUUUAACAGGUUUAUAUAAAUUGACAAAUUUAAAAGUAUUGGAUUUGUCAAAUAACAUGAUUGUACAUCAUGAAUUAAUAUCAGCAGUUGGCGACAUGGCUAUUUUAAAAUAUUUAAAUUUAAGCCACAAUCCUAUAAGUUAUAUAAAAAAUCAUAGAGAAAUAACUUGUGGUUAUCUCCAUGAAAAUGCAGCUGUUGAACUUUUUGAACUUGACAAUCAACUACUUUCAAAAUCAGAAAAACAAUUUGUUGGACAGUCUUCCAGAUCAUUAGAUCUGUCAUUUUUACAUUAUCAACAGCCUCCUGCAAGUGUUAAAGCCAAAAAAAUAAGAUCUCCUGUUAUUGAAGACCAUAAAUGGGAAAAAUGUUGCGUUAUUCAAACUCCUGUACUGCCAACAACUUCAAAAAAAGAAAUUUUAAAGUCGGAACAUUUAACUACAAAAAAAAAAAUUGAAAAUGUACGAGAAAUGUUUGGAGAAGAUAAUUGGUUACAUAGUAAUGCUGGAAGUUAUGUUCAAGAUAUUUUGGGUAUCAAACAGCAGUCAGAAAAUGGAUCUUUUUCUGAAGAAGUUCCUGUAGAACAAAUUAUUGAAGACAGUAAUUCAAAAUCUAAUGAUUUUACUGAUAACGAAGAAUGUAUUAUAUUAAAUAAUGAAUCUCAUUUAGAAAUGGAUGUUGAGCCAGAAAUUGUUCAAACAUUAAUAGUUAACUCAAAUCCAGAAUAUUAUAUGUUAAACAAAAAUGAAGAAACUUUAAGAUUAUCAGAAAAUUAUUGGCGAGUUCAAAAUAUUGAUGUGAUAACAAACGAAUAUUCCAAUAUUUUAUUAUUAAAACCUCACUAA